AGUUUGAAGCUGAAGAGAGACGGACGCUAGCCCUUGGUUUAUCAUACCGGCCAGUGUGUGCGUUUCAUAUUUUGUUCGACACCAAGAAGUCAAGCAUUUCUCAUGUCGCGUGUGUUCGCCUCGGCGCUUCGGCGUAGCAUCUCGUGUGCUGUUGCCAGCACGCCUCGCAGCACCGGCUUCCAGACCCAACGCUUACUACACGUUGCACCAAGGCUUCUAGCGCCUGAGGUAUUAAAACCGGCUCCGCCGUUCAAGGGUACGGCGGUGGUCGGCAACGAAUUCAAAGAGCUGUCUCUCGCCGACUUCAAUGGGAAGUACCUUGUCCUCUUUUUCUAUCCGCUCGACUUCACUUUCGUGUGCCCGACAGAGAUCAUAGCCUUCAGCGACCGCGCCGACGAGUUCAGGAAGCUCAACACCGAGGUUGUUGCUGUUUCGAUCGACUCUCACUUCUCCCACUUGGCUUGGGCCAACACUCCACGGAAGAAUGGCGGAUUGGGCGGCGUGAACAUCCCCAUGCUAUCAGACCUGAACAAGACCAUUUCUCGCGACUACGGAGUUUUGUUGGAGGGCCCCGGCGUGGCGCUUCGCGGGCUGUUCAUCAUUGACCCGAAGGGCAUCGUGCGACAGAUAACCAUCAACGACCUUCCUGUGGGACGCUCGGUGGACGAGACGCUGAGGCUGGUUAAGGCAUUCCAGUUUGUCGAGAAGCACGGCGAAGUCUGUCCUGCAGGUUGGCAGCCUGACUCGCCUACCAUCAAGCCUGACCCCAAGAAUUCGCAGGAGUACUUCAACAAAGUUAACUAGGGAAUUCUAAAAACGUUUACUGGAACUAAGUGAGCUGCGUUUGCAAACUGUAGUAGCUAUUGCUGGCCUACAUUCAUUCUCUUAUUUGGAUUGGCCUCCUGUUACAACCAUAUUUUCUCUAAUAAACCGGUGAUACGGCA
Molecule: messenger RNA, 944 nt
Organism: Dermacentor andersoni
Lineage: Eukaryota; Metazoa; Arthropoda; Arachnida; Ixodida; Ixodidae
Product: peroxiredoxin prdx-2-like
Biological process (GO): cell redox homeostasis; response to oxidative stress; cellular response to stress
Cellular component (GO): mitochondrion; cytosol
Molecular function (GO): thioredoxin peroxidase activity
Source: RefSeq, a predicted model, not a curated record